AUGAACCUAAUGGGUGCUUUGAUUGUACAAAUGAGUCUUUUUUGGACAUUCUUUGAUCUUAUUCUUCAAUCAACUUACGUGACCAAUAUUGCUUUAAAUAAAGCCACAUACAUGUCAAGUCAGUUUGAACUAAGCACCGGCUCGGAUAAAGCAGUAGACGGUGGGAAGACCCCGACAUACGCCGGGCGUCAGUGUGCCAUAUCAUUUGGCGGACAAACAGCUCUGUGGAGGGUGGACCUAGGUGUACUGAGUAGCAUUCAUCACAUUACAAUAUAUCCCAGGACAGAAAAUUUUCCAUGGGAUGAGACCAAUGGUUAUCUGCGCCGACUACUAGGGUUUUCUGUGUAUGUGACCAAUACAACAGAUAAAGAAGAUGGAUCUAUUUGUUUCUAUGACAACGAGUUCUAUACACCUUCGACAAUUCCUGAAAUACCAACAAUAAAUUGUAAAAUGCACGGCAUAUAUGUCAUAUUUUACAACGAGCGCAAACAAGGACAACCAUCUUAUUAUGAACCUGAAGCUUUUGUUGAAUUAUGCGAGUUUGAGGUUUACGGUAAGCAUUAUUUUUUAUAA
Messenger RNA from Magallana angulata, 573 nucleotides. RefSeq lists its product as uncharacterized. Bases 1 to 573 code for a protein of 190 amino acids. The transcript has 3 exons. The record is from RefSeq and is a predicted model, not a curated record. Lineage: Eukaryota; Metazoa; Mollusca; Bivalvia; Ostreida; Ostreidae.